GAAAGAAAUAUAUUUAUAUUCGGGUCGCAGAUUUCGGGAAGAUUUCUUGAUAGAAAGUCGCAGAGUCGUGUUAAGAAGAGUAAUUAGCAAUUAAUCCUAGUUGGUAGCUGAGUGUGUGUGUGUGCCUAUCUCUGUCUCUCUCUACCCCGUUCUCCCCUCGUUCUGCCGGCACUUGAGAAAAAGGAUACCAAUUGAAAAUCUUAAAUUGCACUUCUGAAAGGAUUAUAACUUCAGUGAAAUCUACAAAGAAACUACAACAUGCUGCUGCAGCGGAACAAAUUAGGCAGCGUACGCCCACCGAAGCGUUGCAGGAGCGACAUGGACAACACCUCCACCUCGGACAUUGUCAUCAUCAAUGGAAACUCGCAUCCGGACUUGGCCAACAUGGUGGCCGAACGCAUGGGCCUGAAGAAUGGAGGGUGCUCCGUUUUCCACAAGUCCAACCGGGAGACCAUUGUGGAAAUCAGCGAUUCUGUUAGAGGCAAGGACAUCUACAUCAUCCAAACAGGAACCAAGGAUGCCAACAACAACAUCAUGGAGCUGCUCAUCAUGGCCUACGCCUGCAAAACUUCGUCUGCUCGGUCCAUUGUGGGUGUGAUCCCAUACUUGCCAUACUCGAAGCAAUGCAAGAUGCGCAAGCGCGGCUGCAUCGUCUCCAAGCUGCUGGCCAAAAUGAUGUGCACCUCGGGCCUGACCCACAUCAUCACAAUGGAUCUGCACCAGAAGGAGAUCCAGGGUUUCUUCGACAUACCCGUGGACAACCUAAGGGCGUCGCCCUUUUUGCUCCAAUAUAUUCAGGAGAGCAUUCCCGACUAUCGUAAUUCGGUGAUUGUGGCCCGCAAUCCGGGCGUGGCUAAGAAGGCCAACUCGUACGCGGAGCGACUGCGUCUGGGCUUGGCGGUGAUUCAUGGGGAACAAAAGGAGGCUGAAAGCGAUGAGGUAGAUGGUCGCUAUUCUCCUCCACCGACCAGUGCGUAUAGCAAUUUAUUAGGAAAUUCAGUUGAAAUGUGCUUACCAGCGACGCCUAGAAACUCUACUCCACAACACGCCCCAUCCAGCAGCAACCGGACGCGCACCACUUCCGUCUCCGUGGGAGUGCCGGAGCACCCCGUGAAGGUCAAGCCGCCGCUGACAAUUGUGGGAGAUGUCAACGGGCGUAUUGCCAUCAUGGUGGACGAUCUUAUUGACGACGUCCAGGCGUUUGUGGCUGCCGCCGAAAUGUUGAAGGACAAUGGAGCCUGCAAGAUCUACGUGCUGGCCACGCAUGGUCUGCUCAGCUCGGAUGCCCCGCGUCUACUGGAUGAGUCGCCCAUCGACGAAAUCGUUGUCACCAAUACCAUUCCACACGAGAUCCAGAAGCUGCAGUGCCACAAAAUCAAGACGAUCGAUAUCUCCAUACUGAUUGCCGAGGCCAUUCGGCGCAUUCACAACAAGGAGUCCAUGUCGUACCUCUUCCGCAAUGUAACGCUGGAGGACUAAGCUGUCUGGCUAUCCACUACUCACAUGCACUCACAGUACCCCACUCACAGUACCCAGUCCAUAGCUUGAAGUCACAAAUGAAAGAAAUACGGAAAAGAGUCCGGCUUGUUUUGUGUCCGGUUUUUGUUUGUUUUUCGCUUUAGAAACCCAUUGGAAGUGCGCCCAGCGUGCGUUUGCUCAAAUAAACGAAUGAUCCAACAUUGUAGCAUACUUUUAGGCCCACAUUGUACUCCACACUGAGCUACAGAGUAAGGUUCUUAAUCCAAUCGUUCAUGGAAGGUUAACCACUUUCUUUGUUAGUUUGUAAGUCAAAGAUCGCUAAACUUUGUCAAAAAAAAAGAAACAAGUAAAUAAAUACUGAUUGUACUCUA
This is a messenger RNA of Drosophila bipectinata, 1850 nucleotides long. RefSeq names its product phosphoribosyl pyrophosphate synthase-associated protein 2. Gene Ontology annotation, cellular component: ribose phosphate diphosphokinase complex; cytoplasm. NCBI's taxonomy places the organism in Eukaryota, Metazoa, Arthropoda, Insecta, Diptera, Drosophilidae. The record is from RefSeq and is a predicted model, not a curated record. Gene Ontology annotation, biological process: 5-phosphoribose 1-diphosphate biosynthetic process; purine nucleotide biosynthetic process. Gene Ontology annotation, molecular function: ATP binding; ribose phosphate diphosphokinase activity; magnesium ion binding.